AAACAAUGCGCCAAAACGGUGAGAAGAAAGCGAAAGCUUAUUAGAAAACAAAACAAGUAUACAGUCAACAAUAGUAAUUAAGUAGAAUUGCAAGUAUAUAUAAAGAACCCACAAGAAAGCGAAGCAAAGAUCAACAAUCCCAGCCUUCCCCGGAUCGCUCGCCGCACCGAAAAGGUGGGUUUCUCACUAUAUGCAUUAGCACGAAAGAAGAGCUUGUCAACAAAAUCUCUACAUGCUUUAAUGGGCUGCUUAUGCUCAAAGAACACUAGGUGGACACCCGGAUACGAGGAGCCCACAGUUCUUGCGGCUGAAACACCUUUUACCGUGAGUGAAGUAGAGGCCUUGUAUGAGCUAUUUAAAAAAUUGAGCAGUUCCAUUAUCAAUGAUGGGCUUAUUCACAAGGAAGAGUUCCAGCUCGCACUCUUCAGGAACAGAAAUAAGAGGAAUCUCUUUGCGGACAGGAUAUUUGAUUUGUUUGAUAUCAAACGCAACGGGGUUAUUGAGUUUGGAGAGUUUGUUCGUUCAUUAGGUGUCUUUCAUCCAAAUGCAUCAGUAGCUGACAAAACUACGUUUGCAUUCCGAUUGUACGAUCUAAAGCACACUGGGUUUAUUGAGCGAGAUGAGUUGAAGGAGAUGGUGUUGGCACUCUUACAUGAAUCUGAUAUCGUUCUUUCGGAUGACAUUGUUGAAUUGAUUGUGGAUAAGACAUUCAAUGAUGCAGAUGCAAAAGGUGAUGGGCAGAUCGAUCAAGAGGAGUGGAAAGAGUUUGUAUCAAAGAAUCCGUCUCUGAUCAAGAACAUGACUCUUCCGUAUCUAAAGGACAUAACUUUAGCAUUUCCCAGCUUUGUGGUGAGCACUGAAGUUGAAGAUUCAGAUGUGUAGACAAAUAAAAAACAGUCUAUGAGUUGUUCAGAUCCUUAGUUUCUCAUGCGGUGGACAUCUCGAGUUCGACUGGAGUGGUUCUUCUCUGGUUCUGAUUGGCUAUGAAGACACGAGAAAGAACUUUCCUCGAUGACAGCUCAAAGCAGUGUCGUGAAGCCAGACUUAUCUUUGCAGCUUCUACAUGAUGUUUGUUCUCCUCAUGCAACAGCAAAUAUAAAGUUUUGUAAGUCCAUGUCUGCGGUUUCAAUCCGUUUUUGGAGUACUAUAGGUUGUUUCGUUGGCUUCACCAGCAGUUUCUGAAAUUAGAAAGUAAAAUACGCCUAUAAUGAGACACGGAUGUUCAUGUUCUCGUUCUUUGAUGUUACUGCACUUGAUUUCCAACACAUGAUGUAUAAAGUUUGGAGGAGUUGGAAUUGAUGCUUUCGGUAUGCGUUGAGGACUCGUCAGAAAUAUUUCUGAGUUUCUUGAUU
Molecule: messenger RNA, 1352 nt
Organism: Rhododendron vialii
Lineage: Eukaryota; Viridiplantae; Streptophyta; Magnoliopsida; Ericales; Ericaceae
Product: calcineurin B-like protein 4
Exons: 9
Coding region: 241-882 (213 amino acids)
Biological process (GO): calcium-mediated signaling
Molecular function (GO): kinase binding; calcium ion binding
Source: RefSeq, a predicted model, not a curated record